GGAGGGAAGGGCGCGGAGAGCCGCCCCGCAGCCCAGGUGCCGUGCGGGAGGGACGGAAGGAGGGAGGGACGCCCCUGCCCGCCGGGGCGCGCAGCCCCUGCCGCCCCCAGAUUAGAUCUCUGACAAUGAAGCCUUUUACUGCGUAUGCCUCUGGGUUUAUCGUGUUCCUGUUUGCCUUGCUGCAGAGGAGCCAUGGACAAUGCAAAGAAGCAGCUAAAAAAUCAGAGAUGAAUCUUGGUGUAAAAUACGAUCUUCCUAACUUCAUUGCAGACACACCAAUUCAGAAUGUAGUUUUAUACAAACAUCAUGUUUAUAUUGGAGCAGUCAAUAAGAUUUACGUACUAAAUGAAACUCUCCAGAACAUUUCUGUGUACAAGACUGGGCCUGUUUUGGAGAACCCUGACUGUGCACCAUGCGAAGACUGCCGAGAUAAAGCCAAUUUAUCUAACAGCAUAUGGAAGGAUAACGUCAACAUGGCACUGCUUUUAGAAACUUAUUAUGAUGAUCAGCUCAUUAGCUGUGGUAGUGUGUCCGGAGGCAUCUGCCACCGUCACAUCAUUCACCCUGACAACCCUGCUGACAUUGAAAGCGAGGUGCACUGCAUGUACUCACCCCAGGCAGAUGGAGAAGCGGAUAACUGUCCUGACUGUGUUGUUAGCACUUUAGGAACCAAAGUUUUGGUGACCGAAAAAGACAGGUUUGUCAACUUCUUUGUUGGAAAUACUGUGACAUCUACAUUUCAACCUCCCCAUGUGCUGCACUCAAUAUCAGUUAGAAGAUUAAAAGAAACACAGGAUGGUUUUGAGUUUCUCACGGAUCAAUCUUAUAUAGAUAUCCUCCCUCAGUUCCGUGACUCGUAUCCCAUUAAGUAUGUCCAUGCCUUUGAAAAUGAUCACUUUGUCUAUUUUUUGACUGUACAGAGAGAAGCUCUUGACUCACAAUCUUUUCACACUAGAAUUAUCCGCUUCUGCACUUUAGACUCAGAGAUGCGUUCCUACAUGGAAAUGCCUCUUGAGUGCAUUUUUACUGAAAAGAGAAGGAAGAGGUCCAUCCGAAAGGAGGUAUUCAACAUUUUGCAAGCUGCCUACGUAAGCAAGCCUGGUGCAGCUCUAGCACAUGAAAUGGGCCUUGGGCUCAAUGAUGAUAUUCUCUAUGGUGUUUUUGCACAAAGCAAACCAGACUCUUCUGAACCAACCAACCGAUCUGCUGUCUGUGCCGUCUCUGUGCGAACCAUCAACGAGUUCUUCAACAAGAUUGUUGACAAGCAGAACAUGAAAUGUCUUCAGCACUUCUAUGGGAAAGACAGCAAAUACUGCUUGAACAGGGCUUUUUCAAGAAACGCUUCGUACUGCAGAGCACAAGAUGAUGAAUAUCGCUUAGAAGUUACGACUCCUCUGCAGAGGGUUGACUUGUUCAUGGGCCAGUUCAACAGUGUCCUGUUAACUUCAAUAUCUGUCUUCACCAAAGGGAACCUUACCAUUGCUAAUCUGGGAACUUCAGAGGGCCGCUUCAUGCAGAUAGUGGUUUCCCGUUCAGAACCCACAGCUCCACAUGUCAGCUUCCAGCUAGACUCCCACCCCAUCUCUCCCCAGGUUGUUGUCAAGAAUUCAUUAGCAGAUGAUGGCUAUACCCUGGUAGUGACUGGGAAAAAGAUAACAAAGAUCCCUCUGAAGGGACCAGGCUGCCAUCACUUCAGGUCCUGCAGCCAAUGCCUGCUGGCACCAGCCUUCAUGCAGUGUGGCUGGUGCAGCCAGCAGUGCCUCAGGUCUUCUGAGUGCCCCAGCAACACCUGGACCCAGGACACCUGCUUGCCUAGCAUUUAUGAGAUUCUCCCAAGCAGUGCUCCCAUAGAAGGUGGGACAAAAUUGACACUGUGUGGAUGGGAUUUUGGAUUCAGCAAAAAUAAUAGAUUUGAAUUAAAAAAUACAGUAGUCCAUAUUGGGGGGCAAAUUUGUCCUCUGGAGGCAAAAUCUAGCAACAAAAAUAGGCUGGAAUGCACAGUUCCUCCUGCAAAAAGUCCAGGUUUUAAUAUAUCCAGUAGUGUUUCUGUUGGACAUGGCAAAACACUGUUCAAUACAUUUUCAUACGUGAAUCCUGUAAUAACAAGUAUAUCUCCCACCUAUGGCCCCAAAUCUGGAGGAACGUUGCUGACUGUAGCUGGAAAAUACCUAGAUAGUGGGAACUCCAUGAGGAUUUUUGUUGGUGAGCAACCAUGCACUUUGAAAAGUCCCCCCAGCACAUCGGCGAGCGCUGUGGAGUGCUACACUCCAGCACAGCAAAUUCCCCAGGAAUAUCGUGUGAGAAUGGAAAUCGAUGAAGCUAUUCGAGACACAAGCAGACAUUUCACAUACAGAGAAGACCCAGUUGUUUUAAACAUUCAUCCAGCCAAAUCUUUUCUUAGUGGUGGAAGUACAAUCACAGCUCAGGGAAUCAACUUGAACUCAGUGUGCUUUCCUCAGAUGGUGAUUACUGUACCUAAACUAGGAAUGAACUUCUCUGUGGCAUGUAACCACCGCUCUAGCUCAGAGAUAAUCUGCUGUACAACACCUUCACUGAAAGCUUUCAAUCUCCAACCACCCUUUGUAACCAAAGUGUUCUUUAUUUUUGAUGGUGUCAGCUCCCUGUACUUUGAUUUUGAUUACGUAAAUAAUCCUGUAUUUAAGCAUUUUGAAAAGACAGUGUUCAUCUCAAGAGGCAACCAAAAUGUUCUGGAAAUUAAGGGAAAUUAUAUUGAUUCAGAAGCUGUUAAAGGCGAGGUGCUAAAAGUUGGAAAUAAAAGCUGCGAAAACCUUCUCCUGCAGUCAGAAUCAAUUCUGUGUACGGUUCCCAGCGAUCUCCUGAAAUCCAACAGUGAGCUAAAUAUAGAGUGGAAGCAAGAAGUUUUGUCAACAGUUAUCGGAAAAGUGCUGGUCCGGCAAGAUCAGAAUUUCACGGGACUAAUUGCUGGAAUUCUUUCAACAACAAUCCUAAUUUUUAUCUUUUUGGCCGUUUUCUUCUGGAGAAGGAAGAAAAAACAAAUUAAAGAUCUGGGAAGUGACCUAGUUCGUUAUGAUGGCAGAGUGCACACUCCUCACCUGGACAGGCUGGUGAGUGCAAGGAGUGUAAGUCCAACAACAGAAAUGGUUUCAAGUGAAUCUGUGGACUACAGAUCAACUUUUCUAGAAGAUCAGUUUCCAAGCAUGUCUCAGAAUGGAUCGUGCAGACCUGCCCAGUAUCCUCACUCUGACCUCUCCCCGAUUCUGUCCAGUGGAGACUCAGAUUUAGCCAGUCCACUUCUUCAGACUAAUGUCCACAUUGACAUCAGUGCCUUAAAUCCUGACCUGGUCAAAGAAGUGCAGCAUGUGGUUAUUGGUGCUGACAGUCUGAUUGUGCACUUCAGUGAAGUAAUAGGAAGAGGACAUUUUGGCUGUGUGUACCAUGGGACAUUGCUGGAUAACGAUAGCAGGAAAAUUCAUUGUGCUGUGAAGUCACUGAACAGGAUAACAGACCUGGACGAAGUAGCUCAGUUUCUGAAAGAAGGAAUAAUCAUGAAAGAUUUCACUCAUCCCAAUGUUCUGUCACUCCUGGGAAUCUGUUUGCCCAAUGAAGGAUCCCCAUUAGUUGUUCUUCCAUACAUGAAACACGGAGAUCUUCGAAACUUCAUUAGGAAUGAGACUCAUAAUCCUACAGUAAAAGAUUUAAUUGGAUUUGGCCUUCAGGUCGCAAAAGGAAUGAAAUACCUUGCAAGUAAAAAGUUCGUCCAUAGAGAUUUGGCAGCAAGAAACUGUAUGUUGGAUGAAAAAUUUACUGUCAAGGUUGCUGAUUUUGGUCUUGCUAGAGAUGUCUAUGAUAAAGAAUACUACAGUGUGCACAAUAAAACAGGAGCUAAACUGCCAGUGAAAUGGAUGGCUUUAGAAAGUUUACAAACCCAGAAGUUCACAACAAAGUCAGAUGUGUGGUCCUUUGGUGUAUUAUUAUGGGAACUUAUGACACGAGGAGCACCACCUUAUCCUGAUGUAAAUUCUUUUGAUAUAACUGUUUACUUACUACAAGGUAGAAGGCUGCUGCAACCUGAAUACUGCCCUGAUCCACUGUAUGAAGUCAUGCUGAAGUGCUGGCAUCCGAAACCUGAGAUGCGUCCAGCAUUUUCUGAACUUGUUUCAAAAAUAUCAACAAUCUUCUCCACUUUUAUUGGGGAACACUAUGUUCAUGUCAAUGCUACUUAUGUCAAUGUGAAGUGCAUUGCUCCCUAUCCUUCUCUUCUAUCAUCACAAGACAACACAGACGUGGAUGUUGACACAUGACGGGUAUGUCUGAAAUUAAGGAAAAUCCAUUCUUAGUUGUAUGAACAAAAAGCAAAACAUUUUGUCCACUAGUUUUUACUGCCCGGUCUUUGUGAGAACACUGUUGCACAUGUUUAUGUUGUUGCCCAAGUUGCACUAGUACAAGGACACAAUAUCAUCUUGUUUGAGGAUACAGGAUUCCAUAAACCAUCACAGUAAUUUCCAAGUGUUUGGAGAACACCAUCAAUUUACCAAAUGGAAAUGUGGUGGGCUACCAUCCAGAGCUGGUUCCCACAAAAUGUCAUUAAUGUGUGCUCAGACCCAAGAACAAAUGCCAUGAAAGUAGAAUAUCAAUCAGUAUGGCUGGAAGGACUGUUACUGUGCAUGUACUUUAGAAUAAUGAACAGUGCAGAAAUGGUUUUCACACAAAAGGCAAGAAAUGCAAUAACAAGAGUUUAAAAUGUAUUGUCAUCCCACAUGGGGAAAACUUUGGAUUUUUGAACUACAUCAGCAAGGUUUCAAAGAACCUGGGCAGCCAAUAUAGCCAGCCUCAUGGUGUCUUAACAGAAAUCAAAAUCAAGAAAUGGUGUGCAGUAAAAUAAAUAUACAAAAGUAUGAUUGAGUAAGGAGUGGGUAAGGAAGAUUAAGGCAAAACUGGACCUGAACCUGGCAAGGGAUGCAAAGAAUAACAGAAAAGGCUUCUACAGGUACAUUAAUCAGAAAAGUAAAGCCAAAGAAGGUGUUCCCCCUCUGUUAAACAAUGCUGGUGGACGAGAAGUCUGAGGUACUUAACUUUCUUUCCUCAGUCUUCAAUGGGAACAUCUCUUCCCACAUCUCUUGAAUGGAUGGACAAUAGGAUGAGGACUGGGAGAGCAAAGCCCCUCCCACUGUAAGCAAAGACCAGCUUCAUGAACACCCAGGGAACCAGAAUGUGCACAAGUCUAUGGCACCUGAUGAAAGGUAUCCCAGAAUCUGGAAAGAAUUGGCUGAUGCAGUUGCCAAGCUGCUCUCCAUGAUUUUCAGAAAGUCAUGGCAGUCAGGGAAAGUCCCAGGUGACAGGAAAAAGGGGAGCAAUGUAUCUGUCUUUAAGAGAACAAAGAACAACCCUGGGAACUACCAAUUGUCAGCCUCACCUCUGUGCCUGGGUAGGUCAUGGAACAGAUCCUCAUAGAAGGCACAUGAAGGCACAGGGCGGUCCUUCACCGGGAUUCAAGACAUCAGCACAAUUUCUCCAAGGGCAAAUCCUGCCUGACCAGCCUAGUGGCUUUCUAUGAUGGAGUGACUACACCAGUAAAGAAGGGAAGGGCUACCAGCUGUCAUUCUGUAAAGCUUUUGCCAUGGCCCCCCACAACGUCCUCUAAAUUGGAGAGAGAUGGAUUUGAUGGGUGGAGUGUUAGAUGGAUGAGAAAUUAGCUGGACAGUCACAUCCAGAGGAUAGUGGUCAAUGGCUCAGAGUCCCAAUGGCCAUCAGUGACAAGUGGUGUCCCUCAGGGGUUUGCAUUGGGACCAGUGCUAUUUAAUGUCUUCAUUAAUGACAUAGACAAAGGGCAUGAGUGCACCCUCAGUAAAUUUGUAGAUGACACCAAGCUGAGUGGUGCAGCUGACACACCUGGAGGAUGGAAUGCCAUCCAGAGGCACCUGGACAAGCUCAAGAAAUGCCAUGAGUUUUAACAGCACCAAAUGCAAGGUGCUGCUGCUGGGUCAGGGCAGCCUCUGUACCACCACAGGCUGGGGAAGAACAGAUUCAAAGCAGCCCUGCCAAGGAGGACUUGGGGUGCAUGAGGGGCUGGACAUGAGCAGGCAAAGUGCCCUCCCAGCCCAGAAAGCCAAAUGUGUCCUGGGCUGCAUCAAGAGCAGCAUGGCCAGCUGGUCAAGGGAGGGG
Molecule: messenger RNA, 6144 nt
Organism: Catharus ustulatus (Swainson's thrush)
Lineage: Eukaryota; Metazoa; Chordata; Aves; Passeriformes; Turdidae
Gene: MET
Product: MET proto-oncogene, receptor tyrosine kinase
Exons: 21
Coding region: 126-4283 (1385 amino acids)
Biological process (GO): regulation of GTPase activity; regulation of cell shape; protein phosphorylation
Cellular component (GO): semaphorin receptor complex; membrane
Molecular function (GO): protein binding; transmembrane receptor protein tyrosine kinase activity; semaphorin receptor activity
Source: RefSeq, a predicted model, not a curated record